AUGCUGAAGUCAACAAAGAGACGUGACAGAAGCAGCCGUUACAGUAAGAAUGUAGACGACUCUCUCAUAUCAGAGAGUCACUGUGAUACUGACACAAGUAAAAAGUCAGUACCAUGUGAUAUCUGUGGAAAAACCUUUAAAGGUAGGUCCAAGAUGAAGGACCAUCACAGAAUUCACACAGGUGAGAAGCCAUUUGCUUGUGAAACAUGUGGAAAAGUGUUCAGUCAAAGUUGUAAAUUGAAAAUCCACAUGAGAACUCACACAGGUGAGAAGCCGUACCUUUGUAACACCUGCGGAAAGAGAUUUAGUGACGUUUCAGCAUUUAAAAAGCAUACAGCAACUCACACAGGUGAGAAACUGUACUCUUGUACAACCUGUGGGAAAAGUUUCAGUCAAAGUGGUAGUUUGAAAGUCCACAUGAGAACUCACACAGGUGAGAAGCCUUACCUUUGUAACACCUGUGGCAAAAGAUAUAGUAGAAUCUCAGGGCUUAGAAAUCACAUGUCAUCUCACACAGGUGAGAAACCUUAUGUUUGUAACACCUGUGGAAAAGGAUUUUCUGACACAUCAGUACUUAAAAGGCACGCAGCAAUCCACAAACAAGAGAAGCCUUAUUCUUGUGAAAUAUGUGGAAACGGUUUUAGUCGUAGGGAUAAUUUAUUACUCCACAUGAGAAUCCACACAGGUGACAAACCAUACAUUUGUAACACCUGUGGGAAAAAAUUUAGUGACCUCCCAGCAUUUAAAAGUCACACAGCAAUUCACACAGGUGAGAAGCCGUAUUCUUGUUCAACAUGUGGGAAAAGUUUCAGUUACAGCAAAACCCUGAAAGUCCACAUGAGCAGUCACACAGGAGAGACACCGUACCCAUGUAUCACUUGCGGGAAAAGAUUUUCUGUCCCAACACAACUUAAGCGUCACAUCAGAACUCAUAAAGUUGAGAAGCUUUACUCUUGUGAAACAUGUGGAAAAACUUUCCGACAAAAUCAUAGUUUGACUGUCCACGUGAGAACCCACACCGGUGAGAAGCCGUACCUUUGUAACACCUGUGGACAAAGAUUUUCUCACUCAGCGGCAUUCAAAAGGCAUAAAGCAACGCACACAGAUAAGAACCUAUGUUCUUGUAACAUAUGUGGAGACAGUUUCAGUGAAAGUAGUACUUUGAAAGACCACAUGAGAAUUCACACAGGUGAGGAGCCUUCACCCUGACACACCUGUGGGAGUAAUUAUCUGGGAACGCAGUUUUAAAAACAUGAAAGAAUUGGAACAGAAUAAUUUCAGUCUUUGUCAUUUCAAGGACCUUCACACUGUGCUUCAGCAAUGAUUGUGAGGUCUUUAAUCAGCUGGUCACUGGAAACUCUCAACAACAAAAAUGUCAUAGAAGGACUACAGUGGAAGGAGGGGACCACCAAGGACUGCUUCUCACAACUAUAAAUUUGGGUGUGGAACUAUUUGGGUCACUCAGAGCAGAUAACUAAGUCAGACUUCUGUUUAUCUGACCAUCUCUGCUGUGCACCAGCUGACAAACCUGAUGAAUAUUUACAUCCAAAAGAAAAUGUAUUCAUUGUAGAUGUGCAAUAUCCAAAUAUUUAUAUUAUAGACAUUAUUAAAAAGUUACUUCUAAAGGUUUUUGGCUUCUGACCUCUCAUGGACAGUGCAUUUAGAGUGAAGGGAGUUGAACCUUGACACCUCCCCUGGAGGAAAGCACAUCUCUGACUGGUUAGAUGCAGAUCUGAAGUUGCCUGUUGUGUCGUGGUUGUGUUAUUGUUUGCUGAGUAGCAGUAAUUAAUAAAUGCUGAACUGUGUUGAA
This is a messenger RNA of Amphiprion ocellaris (clown anemonefish), 1810 nucleotides long. RefSeq names its product zinc finger protein OZF-like. Gene Ontology annotation, molecular function: RNA polymerase II cis-regulatory region sequence-specific DNA binding; DNA-binding transcription factor activity. The transcript has a single exon. Lineage: Eukaryota; Metazoa; Chordata; Actinopteri; Pomacentridae. The record is from RefSeq and is a predicted model, not a curated record. Gene Ontology annotation, biological process: regulation of transcription by RNA polymerase II. Bases 1 to 1209 code for a protein of 402 amino acids.